Messenger RNA from Staurois parvus, 699 nucleotides. NCBI's taxonomy places the organism in Eukaryota, Metazoa, Chordata, Amphibia, Anura, Ranidae. The record is from the annotation of a GenBank genome assembly.
CAACAGGGCCAGCUCAGGACACGGGUGGUCAGUGCACACAGCAGGGACAGUUCAAAACACGGGUGGUCGGUCACACAGCAGGGACAGUUCAGAACACGGGUGUUCGGUGCACACAGCCAGGGACAGUUCAAGACACGGGUGGUCGGAGCACACAGCGGGACAGUUCAGAACACGGGUGGUCGGUGCACACAGCGGGGCAGUUCAGAACACGGGUGGGGGUGCACACAGUGGGGACAGUUCAGAACACGGGUGGUCGGUGCACACAGUGGGGACGUUCAGAACACGGGUGGUCGGUGCACACAACGGGGACAGUUCAGAACACGGGUGGCCGGUGCACACAGCGGGGACAGUUCAGAACACGGGUGGUUGGUGCACACAGCGGGGACAGUUCAGAACACGGGUGGUCGGUGCACACAGUGGGGACAGUUCAGAACACGGGUGGUCGGUGCACACAGCGAGGACAGUUCAGAACACGGGUGGUCGGUGCACACAACGAGGGCAGUUCAGAACACGGGUGGUCGGUGCACACAGCGAGGGCAGUUCAGAACACGGGUGUUCGGUGCACACAGCGGGGACAGUUCAGAACAUGGGUGUUCGGUGCACACAGCGGGAACAGUUCAGAACACAGGUGGUCUGUGCGCACAACAGGGACAGUUCAGGACACGGGUAGUCUGUGCGCACAACAGGGACAGUUCUGGA